Molecule: messenger RNA, 5018 nt
Organism: Xenopus laevis (African clawed frog)
Lineage: Eukaryota; Metazoa; Chordata; Amphibia; Anura; Pipidae
Gene: trak1.L
Product: trafficking kinesin-binding protein 1
Exons: 15
Coding region: 321-3215 (964 amino acids)
Source: RefSeq, a predicted model, not a curated record
UACCAUUCACGCUGCAGUUAGGGGUGAAAAAGAGACCAUUUGUACAUUUGUAAGGAUUGCUGCUGAAGGAAUGCAGCCAUUGAUUCCAUAAAAUUCAGUUGCUAAACAGAGCAGGUGGUUUGGAUUUUAAAAGCUGAAAAAAUGUUCAGAGAGGGAUUGUACAGGUGCAGCUUAUGACGUGGGAGUAACCCUGGUCCCUCUGUGUUCCUGUGUCAGUAGUGUAGGAGCGUCUUGUACUGUAGCCUUUCAUCAUAACUAUGUGAUCAGCUGGGGAUGCUGCCCCGCAAGUGGGGCUCCCCUGUCCUCUUGCUGUGCCACCAAUGUGGCCUCAAGGGGCUAUCCAAGCAUUACCUCUCUGUGCUACCAAACACCAUUUCCAUUCAUUAGACUGCUGCCAGCUUACAAUUGCUAUUCUUAUAAUGUCCUAUUUUGAGCCGCUGACCGAAGAAGAGAGUUUUGAGUGUGACUGUGAGAAUGAGCAGGAAACCAGUUAUGAAGAUACCUCUGACCAGCUGGAUUUUGUGGAAGAAGUUUUAUGUGCUGAAAGAGUGGGCCAGAUGACUAAAACAUAUAAUGAUAUAGAUGCUGUUACACGUCUGCUUGAAGAGAAAGAACGAGAUCUAGAAUUAGCUGCUCGCAUUGGCCAGUCUUUGCUGAAGAAGAAUAAAGCAUUAACUGAAAGGAAUGAAUAUCUUGAGGAACAAGUAGAGCACAUCAAAGAAGAGGUUUCACAGUUGCGUCAUGAGCUGUCCAUGAAAGAUGAGCUGCUUCAAUUUUAUACAAGUGCAGCAGAGGAAAGUGAGCCGGAAUCCAUCUGCUCUUCCCCUCUGAAGAGGGCUGAAUCUGCCUCAUCUGUCCAGAACUAUUUCCAUUUUGACUCCCUGCAGAAGAAACUGAAGGAUCUUGAAGAUGAAAAUAUUGUUCUCCGUACAGAGGCUUGCCACUUGCAAACUGAAACAAUCACAUAUGAAGAAAAGGAGCAGCAACUUGUGAAUGACUGUGUCAAAGAACUACGGGAUGCUAAUGUACAGAUUGUCAGCAUAUCAGAAGAGUUGGCCAAGAAAACAGAUGAUGCUGCACGGCAACAAGAGGAAAUAACACACCUUCUCUCACAGAUAGUUGACAUUCAGAAGAAGGCUAAAGCAUAUGCAGUUGAAAAUGAGGAACUUGUGCAACAUUUGGGAGCAGCUAAAGAUGCCCAACGACAGCUCACAGCUGAGUUACGAGAGCUGGAAGACAAGUACGCAGAGUGCAUGGAAAUGCUUCAUGAGGCGCAGGAAGAACUAAAGAACUUGAGAAACAAAACUAUGCCUAAUGUCAUUUCCCGACGCUAUCACACUUUAGGAGUUUUUCCUUUGGACUCAUUAGCAGCUGAGAUAGAGGGAUCCAUGAGGAAAGAACUGCAGAUGGAUGAGCCUGACUCCCCUGAAAUGAAUGGCAAUCACCAUAAGAGAGUAUUUGACACAGUGAAAAAUGUAAACCAGGUUGUCAAACAGAGAUCACUGGCCCCUUCUCCAAUGAAUAUCCCGGGAUCUAACCAGUCAUCUGCAAUGAACUCUUUAAUGUCUAGCUGCGUUAGCACACCACGCUCCAGCCUGUAUGGUGGCGAUGUAUCCAACAUUGUUAUUGAUAACAAGACAAAUAGCAUUAUCUUGGAAACGGAGUCCUCAGACAAUAGCCUCAGUAACGGAGAUAAAAACAAAAAGCCUGGAACGCCUGGCACUCCAGGUUCCAGUGAUCUGGAGACAGCUCUGCGGCGAUUGUCUCUGCGCCGUGAAAACUACAUCCUGGAGCGCAAGUUCUUUGAAGAUGAUCAGGAGAGAAAGCUGCGAAGCCUAGCAGAGAAAGGGGAGAUCCUUAGUGGGUCUAUUACACCCACAGACAGCAUCAUGUCUCUAGGAACUCACUCCAGGCUAUCUGAAUACACCGGAGUGUCAGGAAUGUCAUACAGCAGCCGAUCCUACCUACCAGAGAAACUUCAGAUUGUGAAGCCUCUAGAAGGUUCAGCAACUCUACAUCACUGGCAACAGCUUGCACAGCCAAACCUAGGAGGUAUCCUGGACCCAAGGCCUGGUGUUGUCACAAAAGGCUUCAGGACCUUGGAUCUUGACCAGGAGGAUGUGUACUGCUUCAAUGACUAUGAAGAAGACGAGACAGGUGACAUUCCUUUCAAGAGCUUUACUACCUCGUCUUCCAUCCAGCACUCAGAGACCUCAGGUGAGAGGUCACAAGCACAAGUGACUGUGUCAGACAGCAAGAACUGUCCAAGUCAUUCUCAGGCUGCCCCCAAGGAUAUGCAAGAACCAGCAACAGACGAUGAUGAGGGGUCUGUUUACUAUCCUGGCAAGUGCAUGUCUCAAACCAACUCUACCUUCACUUUCACCAACUGUCGGAUUAUGCACCCGUCUGAUGAACUCACAUGUGUCACUUCAAGCCUUAAUGCAGUGCCCACUCCAUCUUGUGGAAACUUGAAUAAUCUAAAGUCAACGCCAGCAAGCACACCCUGUACACCUCGGCGCCUGAGCUUGGCUGAAUCGUUCACCAAUCUUAGGGAAUCAACCACCACUAUGAGCACAUCUUUAGGGUUGGUAAGACUUUUGAAAGAGAGGGGCAUAUCUGCAGCUGUGUACAACCCACUAACCUGGGACAGAGCUGGAAAAUCUUCUCUUAUUAAUCAUUCUCUUCCGAAAAUGGCAAUCAUACCGUCCACCCCUCCAAACUCACCUAUGCCGACACCAAAUUCCUCCCCUCCAUCACUAGACUUCAAAUGCACCAGUCCUCCCUAUGAUAACUUCCUGGCCUCUAAACCUGCCAGCUCUAUCCUUAAGGAAGUGAGGGAGAAGAAGAAUAUAAAGAGCAGUGAAUGCCAGACAGAUGUCUCUGUGUCCAACCUUAACCUUGUGGAUAAAGUAAAGAAGUUUGGAAUUGCCAAAGUCUCAGGAUCACCGGGAACAUCUGCUUUAUCUGACUGCCACAAGGGCACCCAAGGGCCAGCGAGGACACAUGUUUCUGGAGGUCUUAUACCUGAAAGCCAACCUUUAAAUUACCCUACUGUAACAAGUGCCAUAGGCUCCCUUCAUCUGAAUUCUGGUAUCCGAAGAAACCGCAGCUUUCCAACCAUGGUUGGAUCCAGCAUGCAGAUGAAGGGAGCAACUACACUGACAUCUGACAUAUUGAUGGGAGCUAAAUUACCUAAACAGACUACUUUGCAAUGAUAAAUAUCUGCUGUGCUUUGCUGGUAGAGAGGCUGAGCAAGCAGUGACCUUGCAUAGUAUGCUAUUGUGCUAAUCCUAAAGAAUUUCUGACUCUUUAAUCCCAAUCCUCCAUCCCUGUACUUUGUGCUGACAAAUCAAUUUUGUGCCUACAUGAGUUAUUGGGACUGCACUUUGUAUAAAUAUGUACAUAUAUAUAUAAAAUAGAUAUCUAUUGUAACAAAAUAUAUUCACUGUACCAGUGACAUACUGCGGAGGCAGAAGUGGCUCUUCUACUGUAGAUAUUUUCUAAUAAUGUAUAUUAAACUGUUGAUGUUAGGAUAUUGUAUGCACGGAAUGUAAGGAACCUCUAAACUUUAGCAAAGGAUGGUAGUUUAGUUAUCAGAAUUAGAGGUCUAGCCAAGGUUUUAGCCAUUUCAGGGAGAAAUAAAUCUGGGAUUAGAUUUUGAGACAGCAGAAUAGAUUCCCAGUUUGCCACAGUCUCAUACACAAUACUUUGCUUUUUUUUAUAUAGGUCACAAUGGGAUGUUAUUAAACAAAUAUCUUUACCUUUGUUCUCACUGUUAUUCUAAAACAAAUGGCAGGUAUAAAAAUAUAGCUUGCUUUUUUCAUCUUCAUUUAUUUAUUAUGCAGCAAACACAUCAUAAGGAAUGGGGCUACAAUCAAGGUGAACACACAUUCACAUGCUAAAAUAUUAGCACAGGGACAAAUACACAGGCCUUAGGCUUUUUAAAGUUUAUUUUAGUUGAAAGACUACUUUGCAGAUGUUUUUUGUUAACUUUCACCAGAACACUGGGUGCUUUUCUGAUUGAAUACGUAGGAAGAAAAAGGGAUAAACAUAAUCACUAUAUUGCCACCGGUGCUGCUACGAGCGGCCAUACUUGAAAUCUAGGAUAGAAUUUAUUUUUAGGGGAAUAUGAAACUGUCAGUUAAUAAAGAAGCAUCAGAAUGUCCACAAACUGAGGCCUAUUUUGAUUAUUCUUAAAGAGACGCGAGUGCACUAAAGGUCUUGUCUUUUUUUUUUUAUAUAUGCCAAUAAAGUUUUAAAAUAUUUUAUUUAGGGCAAUGUCCGAAAAGCAGACUGGAAGGUUUGCAUUUAUGCUCAUUAGACGUAAUAAAGUUGUAAUAUUUAUACAUUUAAUUGUUUUCUUUUUUUUUAAUGACUAAUAAUGUAAAAGGUUUUCUUAAAAAUGUAAAGUCCUACAUUUCGUAGGUCACUUUGUAGCUUGUUGACAGUAUUACAAGCUAUGGGGAAAUAUCUUGAGGCAAGAAGCAGCCAUUUGCAGCACAAACAAUCCUAUUUUAAGCCUCCUAUACAAAUUGCAUGUUUAUAGCCCUGAAGCUUGCCUGAUAUAACUGUAUAACUGUUUAAUGGACAGCUUGUAGUCCAUCCAGUUGUUCAGUUCGGGCUUGGAUAAUACUUUAAAUGUAAUAUUAUUAUCAACAUUCUUACUGCUCACUAAUCUGUAUGUAAUAUUCAUUUACUCGUGCAGACUCCAUUGGUUCCAAACAAUAUAACUUGCAUGAAAGGGGCCUUUCUGCUCCUGUUUUUGUUCUGGUGGUUUCUGCUUGCAGGCCAGAGCAAGAUUUUCCUCAUCAGCUUCUUUACUUUGGCUAAUGGGUGCCUAUUGCAAAUCAAAUACGUUUGUUUUAUUUUCAUCUUAUUGUAUCUUUAACCUGUCGCUCGAAUUCUAAUGGUUACGACUGUUUGACUCCUCUGUCAAGAUUUGUUUUGCAGAUACUAAAAUGAACAAAAAGCUUGCGCCUUCUGACUCACCACUAAUAAAUAUCAGUAACAUUAAAACU